UGACCAGCUAGAGCCCCCGCCCUGGUGGGAGGGGGUGGGCCAGUCCUGAGCAGAGGGCGGGGCCAGGGGCCACUUAAGGCGGAGCCCCGGCGUUGUGGCAGCGCCGGAGCCUGGCGGCAGAGCCAGGCUGAGCUGGCACCCACCCACGACCCCCCUUUCCUCCUAUGAUGGCCAGACAGUAGCAGGUUCCAGACCCCCAGGGGGGCAUGUAGGCAGAGCUAGGGGCAGCCAGGUGCGCAGAGCCACAAGAGUUCUAGGGCACUCUGAGGGCAGUUCUGCCUGCUGCGCUCUCUGGUGCCGGGGGAAUGUCCAACCGCAGGGCGUGCUGGUGAGGACAAGGACGUUCUCUUUUGGCCGGAGUCCGCUGCAUCCAUGGCGCUGCUGUCCAGUCUGGUGCCCCUGUGCUGCUUGGCACUUCUGGCGCUGCCAACCCAGAGCUGUGGACCAGGCCGGGGGCCGGUUGGCCGGCGCCGCUACGUGCGCAAGCAGCUUGUGCCGCUGCUCUACAAGCAAUUUGUGCCCAGCGUGCCAGAAAGGACCCUGGGCGCCAGUGGGCCGGCGGAGGGGAUGGUUGCAAGGGGCUCAGAGCGCUUCCGGGACCUGGUGCCCAACUACAAUCCCGACAUCAUCUUCAAGGAUGAGGAGAACAGUGGCGCAGACCGCCUGAUGACUGAGCGCUGUAAAGAGCGGGUGAACGCUCUGGCCAUUGCUGUGAUGAACAUGUGGCCCGGAGUGCGCCUGCGGGUGACCGAGGGCUGGGACGAGGACGGCCACCAUGCUCAGGACUCACUCCACUACGAAGGCCGUGCCUUGGACAUCACCACGUCCGACCGCGACCGCAAUAAGUAUGGGUUGCUGGCGCGCCUGGCAGUGGAAGCCGGCUUCGACUGGGUCUACUACGAGUCCCGCAACCACGUCCACGUGUCGGUCAAAGCCGAUAACUCACUGGCGGUCAGAGCGGGCGGCUGCUUUCCGGGAAAUGCCACUGUGCGCCUUCGGAGUGGCGAGCGGAAGGGGCUGCGGGAACUGCAUCGCGGGGACUGGGUGCUGGCGGCAGACUCGGCAGGCCGGGUGGUGCCAACGCCAGUGCUGCUUUUCCUGGACCGGGACUUGCAGCGCCGGGCCUCUUUCGUGGCUGUGGAGACCGAGCGGCCCCCGCGCAAACUGUUGCUCACACCCUGGCACCUAGUAUUUGCUGCUCGAGGGCCAGCGCCAGCGCCUGGCGACUUUGCACCGGUAUUCGCGCGCCGGCUGCGUGCCGGGGACUCGGUGCUGGCGCCUGGAGGAGACGCGCUACGGCCGGCGCGCGUGGCCCGUGUGGCUCGAGAGGAAGCUGUGGGCGUGUUCGCGCCUCUCACAGCGCAUGGGACUGUGCUAGUGAAUGACGUCCUGGCCUCCUGCUACGCGGUUCUAGAGAGUCACCAGUGGGCGCACCGCGCCUUUGCUCCUUUGCGCCUGCUGCAUGCGCUGGGGGCGCUGCUUCCCGGAGGGGCUGUCCAGCCGACAGGCAUGCAUUGGUACUCUCGGUUCCUCUAUCGGUUGGCGGAGGAGCUGCUGGGCUGAGUGCUGUAGGCAUAGAAACCUCGAGGCACCCGCUCACCCAAACGAGGGCUGGGGGCUGAGAUCUAGGGCUGCGGGCUGCGGCUGACGUUGAUUGGGAGGGAGGGGGGGGGGAUGGGGAGAAAAAUGGAGUCUAAGUGGGACUGUCUAGUUUAGGGGCAACCUCCAACUGAAGAGGUGGGCCCGAGUCCUAGGCAAGUGGAGUUGAUAGUGGGUACUCCUUGACAAAGGCUAUUUCACCUCUUGUUCCCCAAUGCCUCAGCCCUAACCGAUUAUUUUAUUUUAUUUUCUAUUUAUAAAUCAUAAUAUAAUUAUCUGUUUGCCUAGCCUGGCAGGAUGAGGGGCUGGGGCACGGCGUUAACCCUGUCUUACACAGUCAGCCAAUCUGACGUCUUGACAUUUUCCUACAGGGGGGCUAAUAAAGGGAAAGCUUCUGGGAGAUUAUUGGAAAAUAUCUUUAUCUCAAGGAUGAUUUACCUCCAGAGUUGGGAGAAAAGGGACAUAUCCAGAGUCAAUACCUUACAUCCUCCUUCCUUCCUUCCCCAGCAGUUUUCCUGCCCCGAUUCUUCCCCUCAGAGGGGGAAGCCCUAAUCAAUCAGCAAGAGACCAAAAAAAGUCAUGCCUCUUUCUAAGCUGCUGGUCCCUUUUCUCACCCAAAGAGGACAGUAUUCUGCAUGCACAGUCAUAGGAGUGUGCUGGCUGUUGCAAGGGCCAGUUGUUCAAGGAGCAAGAGGGCCCAUGCGCCUCAUUCUCUGUUCAUAGGUGCUCCAGCGGGGCUGAGACUAUCGUGGGUACCGAUACUCAAUUCUGCCCCCGCCCCACACACACAUUGUUAGCCUGUAAGUCCUGGUCCCUUUCUCAAAGCCAUGCAUCAGUCUAGCCCCCUCCUACUCCUACCCUGGUGUAGGGUCUGGAUGGAACCGGUUUGUUUGUUUGUUUUCUGGAUAUCAUUGGACCAACUGGCGGACCCGUGGGAAUUCCUAGUUAAAUCAUAACUGACAGUCCCCACACUCCUUGGUCAAGACAAAGAAACUGAACAGAAGAAGGCUAGAACCUAUUCCUUCUGAAGGGCUGUGAGGGCGGAGAACCGCUUUCAGCCCCAAUGUAUGGGAGGAAAUAGGCACUCCAAGCAAGGGCAAAAUGGGUGUUACAACCCAAGCACCCUUCCUGAUCGCCUGCCCUGGUUGUUGCCACAGGCGUCCAUCACCAUUUCUCUCUUUCCCCUCUCUCAUUAUUGCUGGCUCCGCUUCCUUGGCCUGAGUGUUUCUGGAGCCUUUGCUUCCAACACAACAGACGCCUCGAGUCCAGGCAGGCAGGUGCCCCUGAGUUACGAAUGGAAGGUCUGAGGAGGUUGGACUGUACUGGAAAGGGGAGUG
This is a messenger RNA of Phyllostomus discolor (pale spear-nosed bat), 2936 nucleotides long. It is a transcript of the gene DHH, whose product is annotated as desert hedgehog signaling molecule. The record is from RefSeq and is a predicted model, not a curated record. The transcript has 3 exons. Lineage: Eukaryota; Metazoa; Chordata; Mammalia; Chiroptera; Phyllostomidae. Gene Ontology annotation, molecular function: calcium ion binding; patched binding. Bases 373 to 1563 code for a protein of 396 amino acids. Gene Ontology annotation, biological process: intein-mediated protein splicing; regulation of gene expression; smoothened signaling pathway.